Molecule: messenger RNA, 10294 nt
Organism: Pangasianodon hypophthalmus (striped catfish)
Lineage: Eukaryota; Metazoa; Chordata; Actinopteri; Siluriformes; Pangasiidae
Gene: scai
Product: suppressor of cancer cell invasion
Exons: 17
Coding region: 561-2486 (641 amino acids)
Biological process (GO): DNA-templated transcription
Cellular component (GO): nucleus
Molecular function (GO): transcription corepressor activity
Source: RefSeq, a predicted model, not a curated record
CUUUAUGAUGUAUGAUUAAUUGUUCCCUUAAUUGUAUCCCUGCAUAAUUGUAUCUUGCAAAUUGUAAAUUGUAAUGCAAAUCGUUUUGUGUUUUAGUUGCAUAACAUUAUGGAGAAUUUUUAAAAUCCGUGUGUUUGUGGUAUAUGUGUUUAGCCACUAUUUGAGUAUGCUGACGCUAAAAGGUAGAUUUGUUAGCAUUAGCAAUGUAGCUCCCAUUUAAUUAAUUGCGUGCUAAUGCCAAUAAAAUAAUUAUUUCUUCCACAGACAACUCAUUCAUGGUUGCAGUAUUAAAUUAUUAUUGUUUUAGUUUGUGUCUUUUUCCAUCACAUUUGUGUACCCAUUUUGAUGUUUGAUGUGAACACUAACUGAAGCUCUUGACCUGCAGCUGCAUGAUUUUAUGCAUUGCGCUGCUGCCACAUAAUUGGCUGAUUGGAUAAUUGCAUGAAUGAGCAGGUAUACGGGUGAUCCUAUUACCGGAAGUAAGCGAGACUUCCUUGCACUUGCUUGUAAAUGUAGUAAAGUAACAAAAGUACUGUGAGUUAUUGCUGUGAAUUGUUGUGAUGAUUACUGUUAUUAGGGGCCAAGCACGUAGUGCUUGUAAUCCUUUUUUUUUUUUUUUUUUGUUUAGAUUCUUCUUCUUCUUCUUCUUCCUCCUUCACCAAAACUGUUCAUGCAACCAUAGGUACUACAGACAUGAAACUUUGCCAGUAUGUAGUACUUCCUCCUGUUACUCAGGCAAGAGAGCUGUCAUGACAGGAGUGGGAGCUGAUGAUGACAUCCCACUUGGUGAGAGGAAAACUGUGACGGACUUCUGCUAUUUGCUCGACAAGUCCAAGCAGCUCUUCAAUGGCCUGAGAGAUCUUCCUCAGUAUGGACACAAGCAGUGGCAGUCCUAUUUUGGCCGUACCUUCGACGUCUACACCAAACUUUGGAAGUUUCAGCAACAGCACAGACAGGUGCUGGACAAUCGAUAUGGCCUCAAGAGGUGGCAGAUCGGCGAGGUGGCCUCCAAAAUCGGCCAGCUCUACUACCACUACUACCUCCGUACCUCAGAAACAAGCUACUUAAAUGAAGCAUUUUCCUUCUACUCAGCCAUCCGCCAGCGCUCAUAUUACUACCAAGUCAACAAGGAGGACAGGCCUGAGUUGGUGGUGAAGAAGUUGAGGUACUAUGCCCGUUUCAUUGUGGUGUGUUUGUUGCUCAACAAGAUGGAUCUGGUGAAAGUUUUGGUCAAGGAGCUUUCUGAAGAGAUUGAAGACUACACACAACGCUUCAACACGGAGGACCAGUUAGAGUGGAACCUGGUGCUGCAGGAGGUCGCUGCUUUUGUGGAGGCAGAUCCAGUUAUGAUCCUGAAUGACGACAAUGCAGUGGUGGUUAAGUCAAAUCGAAUGCAGGAAGGGGGUGUGCCCCAGCUUGAGCCAGGGAUGGUGGUUGGUCAGCUGACAUUGGCCGACGCCCUCAUUGUUGGCAAUUGCAACAGUCAGGUGAAGUUCAGCGAGUUGACCAUCGACAUGUUUCGCAUGCUCCAGGCCCUCGAGCGAGAACCAGUGAAUCUUGCCACCCAAACCACCAAACCAGGGACACUUGUAAGAGAAGACUCUUGCACUCUCCCCAUCUCUCUCACCGAGCCCAGUGAAAAGCCAGCCAAGCGGGAGAACCCUCACAAAUACCUUCUAUACAAACCCACCUUCAGCCAACUUUACACCUUCCUUUCGGCCUCCUUCAAGGAGCUACCUGCCAAUAGUGUUCUCCUGGUAUAUCUGUCAGCUACUGGGGUCUUUCCCACUGGACGUGUUGAAUAUGAAGGACCCUAUGACUUUGGAGGAGUUCUAACUAACACUAAUCGUGAUGUAGUAAACGGCGAGGCGGUUCAGAAGAGAAACCAGGCCCAGAAAGAGAUGCACUGCCUUCACCCUGGAGACUUGUACCCCUUUACCAGGAAGCCCUUGUUUAUUAUUGUGGACUCAUCCAACAGCACGGCCUACAAGAAUUUCUGUAAUCUGUUUGGCCAGCCUUUGGUGUGCCUACUUUCCCCUACUGUGUAUCCAAAGAGCAUGCAAGACCAGUCUCAGCGUGGGAGUGUCUUCACUCUUUUUCUCUACAGUCCCCUAAUGGGCUUUCUGUCUGUCUGUGGGCUGACCAGUAUGCGCCAGGGUUUAUGGGAAAAGGCCCAGGAGUUUUUGCGCAAAGUUUCUCAUGACAUUGGCCAGAUGCUCACCAGCUCUCGAGCCAUUGAUCAGGCUUUUUUGCAGUUCUAUGGUGAUGAGUUUUUGAGGCUGCUGAUGAUCAGGUUCGUGUUCUGCUGUGCCACUCUCCGACUACACAAGCUCUUCCGGGAAGCACAGAGUUUUCCAGAAUCGUACCCCCAGCUGCCCAAACAGGAGAUGGUGGAGAGCAACCUACUGCAGAAACACGUAAUGGAGCUGGCAGCCAUGCUGGACGUGCAAAAUCUCUUUGUUGAUGGCAUGCUGGAUAACUACUGACUUCAUUGUGGCACAAUAGCACUGUGCCGACAUACAUGCUUAUAUGGGCACACACACACAUCUGGUUUGUAGGUCCUCCCAAAUGAAGUUGCUGGUAUUUUGUUUAACUUAACCUCUGUAUAUUUAGAUCUAGAUAGUUUUUAACAAUUUAAGAAGUGUCUCAUCUUUGUGGUCAGAUAGUUAAAAAAAAUUUUCCACAUAUAUUGGAAAGAGUUACACAACUACAUGUCAAAAAGCUCCCAUAGUACAAGAUUGUAUAUUGUUUUAUACCUGCAUGUGUUAUUCUGCAGCUGCAGAGACAUAAAAUCUGAUAAAGGCAGCUGUUGGUUUUAGAAAGGGAGACCGUAGGAAGUGAAAUACAGAGCACUUAAGCUCAAUCAAGAAAGACUGAAUAACUUCACAGUAAUACUGACUGGUAGUUUGCUUCUCAGAUUCUUCCACAGAAAACUACAGCAAGGGCUGGGAGACAUGACUAAAAUAUCAAACUGCAAUACUCAAAGAUAUUUUCACAAUACAUGAUAUUUAUCACAAUGUUUAGAUUUGCUAACAAAACUGCCAGUGAACAUUUUAAAAACUGCUUCAAUUUUUUUUUUAAUCUACAAAGCAUUAUUUAACAAAGAAAACGAAGAAAAUUUAAAGAUAAAAAAAACCUUAACUUGUUAUUGUAACACUGGAGUCAGUCAGAGUUACUAAAGUACUGAGGAUACCUGCAAUAUCUCAGUAAAUCCCAUUGUGAUGUAGUUUAUUGCAGUAUGUUAUACUGCACAGCCAUGAUUUCCUGUUUUGUCAUUGUUCAAGUUAUUCUUCUGAAACUUUCAUGUGUUCUGUCAAUAGCGCAGACCACACAUGCAGUUUUAGAUAUCUUGACUUGCUUAUUGGGAUGUUUUGCUUACAAUCUACCUGCAUUAUUUGUGUCAUGUGUACUGUGAAUUCAAGUCUGGCCUUCUGAAGCUGGUUUGAAACCGAAUGCCUUUUUUGGGCCAAUAGCAUUUUAACAAAUUAACAAUUAACAGUUUUGCAUGUCUUAGUAGUGUGUGGUCCGUAUAGCCUAUACUUACAAACUGAUUUCUAAACUCGUGUGUGGCGGACACCUAUAACACUCACUGUGUGUGUGCGCGUGCGCAAUCAGCCAUAACAUUAAAACCACUGACAGGUGAAGUGAAUAACAUUGAUUAUCUCCUUGUGGGGUCUUCCUGGAAUGCAGUGGUUAGUACCUACCACAAGUGGUCCAAGUCCGAUACAUGGAAGCCCCACCUUGCACCUUACAGGACUUAAAGGAUCUGCUGCUAACGUCUUGGUGCCAGAUACCACAGCACACCUUCAGAGGUCUUGUGGAGUCCAUACCUCGACAGGUCAGAGCUGUUUUGGUGGCACAAGGAGGACCUACACAAUAUUAGGCAGGUGGUUUUAAUGUUAUGGCUGAUCAGUGUGUGUGUGUAUACACACACAUAUAUGCACUCAGCAUCCACUUUAAUAGGAGCACCAGCUAUGAACACCUGGAUUUGGACAGUUUCUCCCAUUGUUCCUGACAGAUCCUCUCAAAUUCAAUCACACUGGAUAGAGAACAUCUGUGAACUGCAAUUUUCAGGUCUCUCCAACAAUGUUCUAUGGGGUUCAAGUCAGGGCUUUGGCUGGGUCAUUCAAUGACAUUCAGAGACUUGUCCCAAAAUAAGUAACCAAGUACACCUAUAUAUACACUUUCCAUCCACUUUAUUAGGAACACUUGGACACCUGCAAAUGGCAGCAGCACUAUCCAUAAAAUCAUGCAAAUCCAGGUCAAGUGCUUGAGUUAAUAUUCACAUCAAACAUCAGAAUGGGGACAAAGUGCAAUCUCUGUGACUUUAAUCGUUGCAUGGUUGUUGGUGCCAGAUGGGCUGGUUUGAGUAUUUCAGAAACUGCUGAUCUCCUGGGAUUUUCACACACAACAGAAUUUACACAGAAUGGAGCAAAAAACAGAAAACACUAAGUGAGCAGCAGUUCUGUGGGUGGAAAUGUCUUGUUGAUGAGAAAUGUCUUGUUGAAUGUCUUGUUGUACUCAUCCAAAAUGGACAGUUGAAGAUUAGAAAAAAAAAAAAUCACCUGGUCUUUUUCCCAGUCUUCAGCUGUCCAGUUUCUGUGAGUCUGUGCCCUCAGACUCUUGUUCUUUGCUGGUCUUCUGCUGUUGUAGCCAAUCCAGUUCGAGCUUUCAUGUGCAUUCUGAGAUGCUUUUCUGCUCAUCAUGGUUCUAAAGAGUGCUCUCUCAUCAACAAGGUGUUUAAGCCUGCAGACCCUCCGCACACAGGAUGUUUUCUGCUUUUCAUACGAUUCUGUGUGCCAUAGUUAAAGUCACAGAGAUCACAUUUUCCCCCCAAUCCCAGUGAAUGAUGUGAAUAUUUACUGAAGCUCUUGACCUGUAUCUUUAUGUCUGCCACAUGAUUGCCUUAUUGGAUAACUGCAGAAAUGAGCAGGUGUACAGGUGUUCCUUUUAAAGUGGACGGUGUGUGUGUGUACAGUACUUUGCAAAAGUCUUAGGCACAUGCAAAAAAAAAAAAAACUGUAGGGCAAAGAUGCCUUCAAAAAUAAUGAAAUUAAUUGUUUCUACAUUAAAAAAUACUAUAAAGAGCAGUAAACAGUAAUAAACAAAGUCAAUGUGUGGUGUAAUGACCCUCUGCUUUUUUUUUUUUAAAAAAAAGUAGUCUCAGGUACAAUUUGUGCAGUUUUAUAAGGAAAUUCAUUGUAGGUUUAACUGAGCAUCUUGCAGAAGCAGCUACAGUUCUUCUGGAAACUUUGACUAUCACACUUGCUUGUUAAAACAGCAGCCUUCAUUAUGUUUUUGUCUGAAAAGUGGUGUUUUAUGUAAUAUGCUGCUUUCUUUACUGACAUACAAACAUUUUCUGUAACAUUUAAUUUUGUGCUGGAAAACUAAUGUAUGGAAAUUUAAAAUGUUUUUGUACUGACUCAAUAAUAUAGAAGUCAUAAAAUAAAAAUCUAUAACAAAGUUUGGCCCCAGUAAUGUAGGGUGCCUAAGACUUUUGAACAGUACUACACACACCCACACCCACACAGACACACACACACAUUUUAUAUAUAUAUAUAUCUAUAAUCAAACCCAAGAUGCAAACCACUCAUCACUCAUCAAUAGUAAGAAUCGCCAGAUUGGAAUUCACAAAGAAGCAAAGAAAUACAGAGAAGUUGUGGAGCCAAGAUGCCAACAAGGCCAAAGUGUGAAGAAAGAAAAGAUCUAAUUAAGUUCUAAAACAUACAAGCUGAUCAGUCAAGCAUGGUGGAGGUAAUGUCAUGGCUUGGGCUUGCAUGGAUGCUUCUGGAACAGGCUCACUAAUCUUUCCUGAUGGUGUAACUCAUGACGGUAACAGCAGUAUGAAUUCAUAAGUCUACAGAAACAUUCUGUUUGCCAAUUUAUAGAGAAAUGCAUCCAAUCUAUUUGGAAGAAAAUUCAUCAUGCAGCAAGAUUAUGACCUGAACCAUACUGCCAACUUAUGAUGACUUAAGGACUUCAUCAGGGGAAAAAAGUGGAAGGUCAAUCACCAGACUUUGAGCAUUCAUUUCACCUCCUGAAGAGACUGAAGGGGAAAAAAAAAAAACCCAAAAAACUGAAAGAAGCUGCAGUACAAGCCUGGAAAGAAGAAUGCAACAGUUUGGUGAGGUCAGUGUGUCGCUGACUUAAUGCAGCUAUUGCAAGCAAGGGAUUUGUAACCAAAUAUUAAGUGUCAUUUACUUUAAUGUGCUUUAAGACUAUCUGUUCCUAUACUUUUGCUCACUAAAAAAUUGGGUGGUCUGCCACCAAAGGUUCCAAGUUAUUUAACACAUUUAGAUGUAAAUAUCAGGAAAUGAAAGCUGAAAUUCCGAUCAGUUGUCACCUAUUCAUCUUUUGGUCUUGCUGUUCCAAUUCUUUCUCUCUCCUAUGUAUAUAUUUGGUACAUAAAUAUAUUUGGACAUUGACAAAGUUAUUGUUGACACUGACAGUAUAUUGGAAGUGAAAUGGGCUUUCAGCUUUAUUUUAAGAGUAUUUGCAUCCAAAUCAGGUGAACGGUGUAGAAAUUACAGCAUUUAUAUGUCCAACAAACCACUAAACAAACUAUUAUAUUUUUUCCAAUUACAAAAUGUAAUUGGACAAACUAUCUUAAUCAUAAAUUAAAUUGUCAUUUUUUAAUACUUGGUUGCAAAUGCUUUGCAGUCAAUGACUGCCAGAAGUCUGGAACCCAUAUACAUCACCAGGCACUGCAUUUCUUCCCUGGUGAUGCUUUGUCAGGCCUUUACAACAACAGUCUCAGUUCCUGCUUGUUCUUGGGGUGUUUUCUGUUCAGUUUUGCCUUCAGAAAGUGAAAUGCAUGCUCAGUUGGAUUCAGGUCAGGUACAUUCCACUUUGCCUUAAAAAAAUCUUGUUUGAAGUAUUCUUUGGGUCAUUUUCCAUCUGCACUGUAAAGCAUAGUCCAAUGAGUUUUGAAGCAUUUCGAGCAUAAUAUAACCUUAAACACUUCAGAUUCAUCCUGCAGUUUUUGUCAGCAGUCACAUUAUUAAUAAAUAUAAGGGAACCAGUUCCACUGGGAGCCAUACAUGCCAACACCAUAAGAUGAGGUGGCAUUCUUUAGAUCAUUAGUGGUACCUUCCCUUCUUAAUACUCUUCUCUUCAUCAUUCUGGUACAAGUUGAUCUUUGUCUCAUCUGUCCAUAGGAUGUUGUUCCAGAACUGUACAAUCUUUUUAGAUGUUUUUGAUAAACUCUAAUCUGGUCGUCCUGUUUUUGGAGGUCACCAGUGGUUUACAUCUUGUGGUAAAAUCUCUGUAUUUACUCUGGUAAAGAUAUUUGACUUUGACACAGAUACCUCUACCUCCUGCAGGGUGUUCUUGAUCUGGCCAACUCUUGUGAAGGGAUUUUAUCAAACAUAACGCUGUAAUCCCGAAUUUGGAUGUAAAUAUCAUCAAAUUAAAGCUGAAAGUUUUAUUCAUUAUUUAAUUUUAACUCCAAUAUGCUGUGGUGGACAGCUAAAACAACAAUAAUUUUGUCAAUGUACAAAUAUGUAUGUACAAAUAUGUACCUGACUGUAUAUAAAGAAAUUUGAUGCAGAGAGGUGUAUCCGUCCAUCUGUGUGGGGAAAAAAUUAACCACUGCAUGUUGCAAAGUUUGUGCAGUGUUCAUGAAUGGAGCAGAUCUAGCAUUAGAAUCUGCCUGUCCUGCAGACAGGUAUAAACCAGUCUGUCUUGUGAUGUGAUCAUUAUUUUAUUUGUUUCUCAAUUCAGUCUUGAUUAUAUUUAUUGUGAUGCUGAUAGCAUUGCAAUUUUUUGAAGUGUGACCUUGCGUUGUGGAUUGUUAGGACAUGUCUGAAAUGACAUUGCGUGGCAGACUCUUUUUAUCCGCUUCUCUAAACGUUUUUAUACAUCCUCAGAAAAUAAAACUCCAAAACAAAUAAAAAAACCUAUGAGCCAUGUUCAGCACAACAUUACGGCUUGCGUAAUUCUUAUUGCUGGUCUGAAAUAGAGUGUAACAAUUUUCAUCCCUUUUACUGAACUUGACUACUUUACUGUGAAACUGGUUGAGUGAUGAAAGUUACCAACCUAACAGUUGUUACAUGAGACCACCAGAUUUUUACCCUAAGAAAGCACAUGGCCCCAAUAUCUAUGUUCUAACUUCUCUUUCGUGUCAUGGAGCCAUUUGACCAUGGCAUUAACUGCAGAAUUUACAAGACUCUCCCUGUUCCAUGUACUUUAGGUGAUGCACUGGCUAUGUAUGAGCAGAGCAGGCUGUUUCUGAAAACAAAGCUAGGCAGCAUUUCUGGGAAAUAAUCAGUGACUCUUUACACUUCUGCCUGAUUUAAACACAUCUGUUGUUUGUGACACAAAGAUCUGCUAGCUUGUUUUUAGCUACAGUUUCCUCCAAAAGUAUUGGAAUUCUUUUGUUUUUGGUAUACACUGAAGACAUUUGGGUUUGAGAUCAAAAGAUGGAUAUAUGAGACAAUAGAUCAGAAUUUCAGCUUUCAUUUACUAAUAUUUAGAUGUGUUAAUGUAUCUGGAUGUGUUAAACAACUUGGCAGAUCCUUUCUUUCUCCACACUUUGGCCUUUCCAUCACUUUGGUAGAGGUUAAUCUUGGUUCCAGAGCUUUUUUGGCUCAUCUUUGCAUUUCUUUGCGAAUUCCAUUCUGGUCUUCUGAUUCUUACUGCUGAUGAGUGGUUUGCAUCUUGUGGUAUGGCCUCUAUAUUUCUGAUCUCCACCCCAGUCUUUUUUCAGUGAUGGAUUGUGAUACCUUCACUCCUGCUCUGUGGAGGUUGUUGGUGAUGUCACUGACUGUUGUUUUUGGGUUUUUCUUCACAGCUCUCACAAUGUUUCUGUCAUCAACUGCUGUUGUUUUUCUUGGCUGACCUGUUCGAUGUCUGGUUGUUAGUACACCAGUGGUUUCUUUCUUUUUAAGGACAUUCCAAAUUGUUGUAUUGGCUAUGCGCAAUGCUUAUGCAAUAGCUCUGAUCGCUUUCCUCUUUUCUCAGCUUUAAAAUGUCUUGCUUUUCUCCCAUAGACAGCUCUCUGGUCUUCAUGUUGGUUUAUCCUUUUUAACAAUAAAUGCAGUAGUUACAGGCAAAACCCAGGGCUCAAACCAAGAGUAGACAUUCAGAGCUAUUAAUUGUUUAAUCAAUUAAUCUUACAGGGCACACUUGGGUAACAAGAAACAACUGUCAGUCACAUGUUCCAAUAUUUUUGAUCACUUCAACAAAACAAAAGGUACCAUGUUCUAAGCUGUUUUAAGCUGUUCAACACAUCUAGAUGUAAAUAUCAGGAAAUGAAAGCUGAAAGUCUGAUAUAUUAUCUCAUAUUCAUCUUUUGAUCUCAAACCCUUCAGUGUAUAGCAAAAACAAAAUAAUUGGCUGCUGUUUCAAAACUUUUGGAGGGGACUGUAUCUCUAAAUUGAGCUCCCUUGUAUUUACAAAUCACUGCCAAACAGACACAUCUGCAGAGUAAAAAAGUUUUAAUUGAUCCUGUCACUGCCAGGUUUACCGAACCCACUCUUGCAGACACAGCACAGUGUCUACACCAACCUGUCCUUGUAAAUUAUAUCUUUAAAUCACUAAAGGAAAUAGUUUAGAGUGCACUGCACUGGGAAACAGACAAAGGGCAUUUCUAUUUCCUCCACUUCCACAUGGUCAUGUCUGCUUAACCUUCAUUUAAAUUUCAUUAGUUUGUGUGCAUGUGUCAGUGGUGUUGAUUUAGCAUGUGGGACUCUGAUGUUACAUGAAACAGCCCUCUAAAUUUGUGGAUCAUCUUCUGAUGCUUGUGUAAGUCAGAGACUCUGUAGCACUUAGUGAAUGAGAAGCAUUAAGUUAAGAAAAUUCGGACAGAGCCUAACUAAAAUAUAGGCCCUAAAUGGCAAAAUACUGAAGUGGGCUAGUUACAUUUAGGGCAUUUUCCUGCUGAAACUGUGACAUAUGUGGUCAUAAUAUCUGUGAUAAUUAGCUGUCAACCCUUUAUUAUUGUUAAUGUGCAUAUACACCAUGGUAGUGAGAUGAAAAGGUGCCAUUGAUGCCUAAGCUGAAAGAUUGCUUGGGUUUGUUUUUUCUUUUGUAGCAGUUCCUAGUGUUGUGGGGCAGGAUGAUUUGAAAUGUAACAAAAUGAUGAGAAUACGUUUUCUUUAUAAGUUAAGGGGUAUUAUAGUUGUCAAUUAGCUUGAAUUGUUUUCUCCAACUGUCAUGUUUUCAAUCACGUCAUAUCUUUUGCCAAUUUGUACUUGUUCAGAAAACAAGGACAAGGAAAAAAAUGUCAUACCAAACCAAGCAUUUUUGUUUUUCAAAAUGCUAUUUAAGAAUAUUAAAUGAUUGUUUUGUUUAA